Messenger RNA from Arachis ipaensis, 2925 nucleotides. NCBI's taxonomy places the organism in Eukaryota, Viridiplantae, Streptophyta, Magnoliopsida, Fabales, Fabaceae. The record is from RefSeq and is a predicted model, not a curated record.
GAAAGCGGUAUCACGGUUCGGGUUUUUCCGUGUUCGCCAUGGAAGCAGCUACAGCAAGUACUACUUCCUCUCAGUCUCGCCAGAGAAAGCUGAAGAGAAAGCGCGCCGCCGCGUUGGCGAGUGACCCCCAACUCGACCGACUUAACUCGCUGCCUUGGAACCCUUCGUUUCCACGAAACAAUGACGAAGAUGAUAACAAUAACGAAAACGAUCCCUUUGCUAUGCUCGCUACUGGCUCCAACGAGCUCGAAGGAGGUUUCCUCUCGCUCGAGGAGAUCGACGAGGCUGAUUACGGUUUUUCCAUUCCUGAACCUCAAAUUAACGAGAAGAAGAACCAGAAGAAGAAGCAUAAACUCGACGAGAAUGUGAUAGAAGAGAAGAAGAAGAAGGAAGAAGAGGAAGGAGAUGAUGGAGUUGGCGGUGGCGGCGGCGGUGGUAGCGGUGAGGUUGAAGUGAAGAAGGAAAAGAAAAAUGACAAGAAGAAGAAGAAGAAGAAAAAGAAGACAAAGAAGGAUAAGAAGAAGGAGGAGGAAAAGGAGGAGGAAGCGGUUACCGAAAACCAGAAUGUUGAGAAGCCAGAUACUGGUCUAGAUACUGAUGUGAAGGAUGAUGAUGAUGAUGUUGGGGAAGAAGACUUUGAUGAAACUGAAUUUUAUGCAUGGAAUGAGUUGAGGCUUCAUCCUUUGCUGAUGAAAGCAAUUUACAAGCUUGGUUUCAAGGAACCGACACCAAUUGAUGUUGUUGGGGCUGCUGAGACAGGAUCUGGUAAAACACUUGCAUUUGGUUUGCCCAUUUUGCAACGUAUUUUGGAGGAACGGGAGAAGGCUACAAAGAUGGAGGAAGAAAGGGGUGAAGAGCCAGAAAAAUAUGCUCCUACAGGAAUUUUGAGGGCUCUAAUUGUUGCCCCAACCAGAGAGCUUGCUAUUCAGGUAACUGAUCAUCUGAAAGCAGUAGCUAAGUAUAUUAAUGUUAGGGUGACCCCUAUUGUUGGGGGAAUUUUAGCCGAAAAGCAGGAGAGACUUUUAAAAUCAAGACCUGAGAUUGUUGUUGGAACUCCAGGGAGGUUGUGGGAACUUAUGUCAAGUGGAGAAAAGCAUCUAGUUGAGUUACAUUCAUUGUCUUUCUUUGUGCUUGAUGAGGCUGAUCGAAUGGUACAAAACGGUCAUUUUAAGGAGUUGCAAUCAAUAAUUGACAUGCUUCCCAUGCCAAAUAUCUCCGCCGAAGAUAAUUCUCAACAUGCACAAAAUUGUGUUACAGUUUCAAGCUACCAAAGAAAGAAAAGACAAACUCUUGUGUUUUCAGCUACUGUUGCACUUUCUGCUGAUUUUCGCAAGAAGCUUAAGCGCGGUUUAGUAAAACAAAAACAAUCAUUCACAGAGGAACUGAAUUCUAUUGAAACUCUUUCUGAACGAGCUGGAAUGAGAUCCAAUGCUGCAAUUAUUGAUCUUACCAACCCAUCGAUAUUGGCAGCCAAGCUUGAGGAAUCAUUUAUUGAAUGCAGGGAAGAAGAUAAAGAUGCCUACUUGUAUUAUAUUUUGACUGUCCAUGGACAAGGUCGCACCAUAGUUUUCUGUACAUCAAUUGCAGCUUUGCGCCAUAUUUCUUCCAUACUGCGGAUUCUUGGCAUUGAUGUUUGGACUCUGCAUGCACAAAUGCAGCAGCGAGCACGUUUAAAGGCCAUGGAUCGUUUUCGUGAAAGUGAAAAUGGCAUACUAGUUGCUACGGAUGUUGCUGCAAGGGGUCUUGAUAUUCCCGGUGUUAGAACUGUUGUCCACUAUCAACUUCCGCAUUCAGCAGAGGUUUAUGUGCAUAGAAGUGGAAGAACAGCUAGAGCUUCUGCUGAAGGUUGUAGCAUUGCUUUAGUCUCACCAAAAGAAACGGCAAAGUUUGCUUCGCUGCUCAAAUCAUUUUCUAAGGACAAUUUUCAGCGGUUUCCUUUACAGAACUCAUACAUGCCAGAGGUUUUAAAACGAUUGUCUCUUGCACGCCAAAUUGACAAAAUAACACGAAAGGAUUCUCAGGUGAAAGCUGAGAAAAACUGGUUUGAUCGAAAUGCUAACUCAGUUGAAUUAGUUACUGAAAAUGACGACAGUGAGGAGGAACAAGUGAACAAACACAAGCAAAUGAAAGCCAGUUCUAAACAGUUGAAGACAUUGCAACAGGAGCUCAAAAUGUUGAUUUCACGUCCUUUACAAUCAAAGACAUUUUCACAUCGAUAUUUAGCAGGGGCUGGUGUCACACCUGUCAUGCAGGAACAAUUGCUACAAUUAGCAAAGCAAAAACUAAAUGAUCGCCCGGGCUCAGGAGUAGGCAAGAAGGGAAAAUUGGUUGUGAUUGGUCAAGAUUGUGUUGAAGCACUUCAGGCACUCCGGAAUGCUGGUGAAGAGGUGCGCAUGGAUGUCAAGGAUUUUGCUGGAAAACGGAGAAAUAUAGAAAAUCGGAAAAGAAAAAGAAAAGAGGAGAAGAAACGUUUGCGUGAUCAGCGAAGAAAGCAGAAGAAAAAGCUAAAACAGGACAAGGACUAGAAUUGCAAUACAUAUGAUAUAUAAAAGGCAAAUUUUGCACCAACCGAAGUUUUGUCAUUUGUUGCUGGGUAAUUUUAGGGCUGGGACUAUGUCCCAUAGUUUUAUCGUGAUUAUCCAUAGAGCUUUGAUUUCUUGUAUGAAUAGAAUAUAUCAUGAAAAUUUCAAUCGAGAAGUAGCGAAUAUGAUUAUGUCAGAGGAAGCUUAUGUCAACUUUGGCAGUUGUCAGCGGUAAUCAAGCUUGAAAUUCAGUGGUUCUGGAUUCACACAUAGACCAGCCGUGACUGAUCAAAAAUAGUUCUUUUUUCUUUUUGAUGUUAUACGGAAUUUGUUGUAGUCAUGUUUCAUUCAAAAGCAAGCUUAUUCUAAUGAAAACCGACAAGUUUAGGCUCUGUUCUCACUA